GAGCUUUGCCACACUGCCUUCAUCCAGCACAGGAGGAAGAGCAGAGGCAGAGCCUGCCAGAGCAGCAGAGUAUCUGCCGAGGGUAAGGCUGCAUCUCGCAGUCCCAGCCUCGAGGUGCUUUUUACUGCUUUUGCUCCCUCCUUCAGAUCAUCCUAGAUACUACCCUAGCAAGCAACAAGAAUGGAUGUCUUUAAGAAAGGUUUCUCCAUUGCUAAAGAAGGUGUGGUGGCUGCUGCAGAAAAGACCAAGCAGGGAGUGACAGAGGCUGCAGAGAAGACCAAAGAAGGGGUAAUGUAUGUAGGCACCAAGACCAAGGAGGGCGUAGUGCAAAGUGUGACCUCAGUUGCUGAGAAGACCAAAGAGCAGGCCAACGUGGUGGGAGAAGCUGUCGUAGCCAGUGUGAACACAGUGGCAAACAAGACUGUAGAAGGAGCAGAGACCAUCGUGGCCACUACAGGAGUUGUAAAAAAGGAGGACCUGGCUGCGCCCGAGCAGCCCCGGCUGGAGGGAGAGGGGGCCCCGGCCAGCGCUGGCGGAGAGGGUGAAAUUGAAGGUAAUCCAUCAAGUUAGGGAAUUCUUGCUCAAAAGAGACCGUUCCAAAAGCAUACAUGGAAAUAUUAGCUGACACCACAACAGGAAAAUCCCACUGUCCAUAGACUAACUACAUUCAGCUCUGUAGUCUUGCACUUGCCUCAUAAACCAGUUGUACAAUAUAUGUAAGCCAGACUCCUCUAAUUGUAAGUAACUUCAGGUGUGUACUGGGCUGUGUGUCUUUCCCAGCCUCCCUCCUGGCCUCCCAGUUGCUUUGUAUGUUUUGUUUGGACUCACGAAUCUGUGUCUUGCAUCCAUAUGCACUGGCACUUGGGAUCUCUACGC
Messenger RNA from Ficedula albicollis (Collared flycatcher), 876 nucleotides. It is a transcript of the gene SNCG, whose product is annotated as synuclein gamma. Gene Ontology annotation, cellular component: axon terminus; cytoplasm; neuronal cell body. Gene Ontology annotation, molecular function: cuprous ion binding. Gene Ontology annotation, biological process: synapse organization; synaptic vesicle endocytosis; chemical synaptic transmission. Bases 181 to 570 code for a protein of 129 amino acids. The transcript is spliced from 5 exons. The record is from RefSeq and is a predicted model, not a curated record. Lineage: Eukaryota; Metazoa; Chordata; Aves; Passeriformes; Muscicapidae.